Messenger RNA from Drosophila busckii, 2035 nucleotides. RefSeq names its product transcription factor grauzone. The coding region runs from base 74 to 1840 and encodes 588 amino acids. Gene Ontology annotation, biological process: regulation of transcription by RNA polymerase II. Gene Ontology annotation, cellular component: nucleus. Gene Ontology annotation, molecular function: zinc ion binding; RNA polymerase II transcription regulatory region sequence-specific DNA binding; DNA-binding transcription factor activity, RNA polymerase II-specific. The record is from RefSeq and is a predicted model, not a curated record. The transcript is spliced from 4 exons. Lineage: Eukaryota; Metazoa; Arthropoda; Insecta; Diptera; Drosophilidae.
CUUAUGCCCCAACUUUGUUUGUUUACAUUUUCAACAUAGCGUAUUUAAAGCUUGUAAUCAAAUAAUAACAACAAUGUUAUGCCGUUUGUGCCUGUGCAAUCUCAAAGAUGCUGUGGCCAUAUGCAUAUUCAGCUCUGAGCCUGAGCUGCCCAAGGUUAUAGCAAAGUAUUUACAGUUGCAGUUAACUUUGGAUGAUGCUGUCUCUAGCAAAUUGUGCACCACAUGCUGGCGCUUGCUCACCGAAUUCGAUGAGUUCUGCUCCAUGGUGGCAGCAAAGCAACAAACGCUGCUGUUAAAAACUGAACCAGAGCCUCCUCCCGAGCCAGCGGUUGUAGUAUGGAAUACAGAGUCACCCAUUGAAACAAAGCUAGCAUUUGAUGACGACGUAAAAGAUCAUAUACUCUGCGAGCCCGAAAUCGAUGUAAAUGACAGAGAAGCAGCAGGAAAUGACGACAGUGGUAGCUUUAGUAGUGGACAUGAAUUACAGCUGGAGCCAGAGCAGGAUAGCAUUGCCACAGAGCUGGAGAGCAAUUACACCAAGGGCAGAACGAGACAGGCGACCAGGCUUGUGGUCGCGCGUGCCGAGAGUCUUCUCAAAAGUAAUGUCAAAACGAAAGCGAAAACAAAACCGAAACGUGGUCGACCCAAGGGUCGCAAGACCAAAUCAAAAGUCAAACAGCCGCCCAAUGAAACAGAGACAUCUUUGGUGCAACCGCGCACCAAACGACACAGCGUAAAGGACAUGGACGAGUUUAUAGCGGCCAAUGUAAAGCUUGUAUGUUGCCUUUGCACAGCACCGCUGAAGGAUUUUAUAGAUCUCAAACGGCAUUUUCGAGCCGAGCAUAAUUGCACUGGUUACAUGGAAUGCUGUAAUAAUCGUUACAAAAAACGUACGCUUUAUGUGGAUCAUUUGCAUUAUCACAAGGAUCCACAGUAUUUCAGCUGCAAGCCCUGCCUCAAGAGUUUUCUCAAUCGCAAUAGCCAGGAUAUGCACAUGUUGCGCUUUCACUCCGAUCAACAAGAGCUGGUGCACGAGUGUGCCAUUUGUCAAGCUAAAUUUGCCAAGAAAUUCUUACUUACCAUGCACUUCAAGGGCCACAAAGGCACUGAGCGCACCGAAGCCUGCGAAACCUGCAGCAAGACAUUUCGCACCAAAUUGGAGCUAACGGCACAUAUAAAGCGCAUGCACACCGCUGACUUUACGCCUGUCAUCUGCGACAUCUGCGGCGUCAACUUCCGCUCCAAGGCCAACUUUCUUAUACACAAAAAGUCGCUGCAUCCCGAGGGUCCCGUGGCCGAGGUGCAGUGCAGUCUCUGCUCACGCUGGCUGCGCGACGAGCGUAGCUUGCGCAAGCAUAUGGCGCGCCAUGACGAUCGCGAGGGCAACAACAAAUAUCGCUGCGUGCUCUGUGGUGCAGAGAAGGCAUCGCGUGUGGCGCUAAGCAGCCAUAUGCGCUAUCAUCACUCCGGCAAGCGGCACAGUUGCACGCUCUGUGGCAAGGAGUUCAAGCUGCCACGCGCCUUGGCGGAGCAUAUGGCCACACAUACCGGCAUUGAUCUGUACUCUUGUGCCUUUUGUCCGCGCACAUUUAAGUCCCAUGCCAACAUGCAUAACCAUAAGAAGAAAAUGCAUCCCAAUGAAUGGGUGCGCAAAUACACGCAGCCCAGCGCAGCAGCGAAGUCAGCGUCAGUGCCAGGAGAAGAAGAUGCCAUACAGCAGCAGCAGCAGGAGCAGCAGCAACCACAGUCCAGACCACAGGAGGAGGAUGAUACACAGCAAUCUGUAGUCACUAGCGUAAGCUACGAGUUUAUGAGCAACAGCUCUGUCUGUCCCGUCUGAUUGCAUUUCCAUUUAACAAUAAAGUAUUAAACUAAAACAAGCAUCACGUUAAGUCUUAAAUCUAAAGGGUAUUUUAUUUACUUAACCAAAGCGUUGUGUAUGUAGACAUAUAUAUGUAUAUUGAAUAUAUUGAUAUUGUAUUUAGACAUUUAUUCAAUUGGAUGAGAAUAUUGAGUGCAAGCUUUUCAUAUUGUA